Molecule: messenger RNA, 1826 nt
Organism: Trifolium pratense (red clover)
Lineage: Eukaryota; Viridiplantae; Streptophyta; Magnoliopsida; Fabales; Fabaceae
Product: cytochrome P450 71A1-like
Exons: 2
Coding region: 140-1744 (534 amino acids)
Molecular function (GO): heme binding; monooxygenase activity; oxidoreductase activity, acting on paired donors, with incorporation or reduction of molecular oxygen
Source: RefSeq, a predicted model, not a curated record
AAAAUAGUACGGAGGGAAGUAAUAUGUUAAUAAAUUAUGUUAGUUUCAAGAUUUAAACUCUAGAAUUCCUUUCAUUUCUCUUAACUUACCAAGUUACCAAUGAGUUGCUGGUUGGGACUUGGGAUAAUGUGCUAUAUAUAUGGUAUGCCUAAUUCUAAGUGUAACAUAUAUGUUUGGAAAAGCAAUGGCUCUCAAAAAAUGGUCACAAGAACAAAUUAUAGGAGCUUUUUGUUCUCCCUUAUGUCUAUCUCUCUUUUUCCUUGUAAGUGUGUUGAUUGUGUUUAACUUUGCAAUUAGAAAACCCAAACCUAAAUCCAAAAAUCAACUUCCAUCUCCACCUAAAUUACCUAUCAUUGGUAACCUUCAUCAACUAGGCACACUUCCACACCGUUCUCUUAGAGACCUAUCACUCAAAUAUGGCAACAUGAUGUUGUUACAAUUGGGACAAAAACCAACUCCAACUCUAGUGGUUACUUCAGCAGAUGUAGCCAUGGAAAUCAUGAAAAAAUAUGAUAAAGUUUUUUCAAACCGACCCCAACAUAUAGCUCCAAAAAUCUUGUUGUAUGGAUGCAACGAUGUUGGUUUUGCACUUUAUGGAGAAAAUUGGAAACAAAAAAGAAAAUUAUGUGUUGGAGAAUUAUUAAACAUGAAAAGUGUGCAAUCAUUUUAUCCCAUUAGAGAAGAAGAAGUUGAAGAGUUGGUGAAUAAGCUAAGAGAAGCUAGCUUGAAUGAUGCAUGUGUGAAUAUAAGUGAAAUGCUUAUUUCAAUAAUAAACAAUAUUGUUUGUAAAUGUGCUGUUGGAAGGAAGUUUGAUGAAGCUAGUGAAGGCAAUUUGAAUAUGUUAGCAAGGAAGGUUAUGAUUUAUCUUACAACUUUUGUUUUUGGAGAUUACUUCCCUUCUUUGAGUUGGAUUGAUGUUCUUAGUGGAAAAAUUAGAGAAUUUAAGGAUACUUUUCAAGCACUUGAUGGUUUCUUUGAUCAAGUGAUUGAAGAGCGUUUGGCUUUGAAGAAGAUGGAAAAUAAUCAAUUCAAGAAAAAAGGGUUUUUGGAUAUUCUACUUCAACUCCAAGAGGAUGGCAUGCUUGGCUUUGAGUUCUCCAAUAAUGAUAUCAAAGCAAUUCUAAUGGACAUGUUUGUUGGAGGAAUUGACACAACCUCAGCAAUGUUGGAAUGGACAAUUUCAGAGCUUGUGAGACAUCCAAUCAUAAUGAAUAAAGCACAGGAAGAAGUAAGAAGAAUUGUUGGAAAUAAAUUAAAAGUUGAAGAAAAUGACAUCAACCAAAUGCACUAUUUAAAGUGUGUAGUGAAAGAAAGUCUAAGGUUACAUCCGGCUACUGCUCUCAUUCCUCCUAGAGAAACAAUGUCUAGUGUGAAUCUAAAUGGAUAUGAUAUUCCUGAAAAAACAAUGGUAUAUGUGAAUGCAUGGGCAAUACAAAGAGACCCUAAAAAUUGGGAGAACCCUGAAGAGUUCAUGCCAGAGAGAUUUGAACACAGCAUAGUUGAUUUUAUAGGUCAAGAUUUUCAGUUUAUCCCUUUUGGUUUUGGGAGAAGGGGGUGUCCUGGAAUGAAUUUUGGAGUAACUACUGUUGAACAUGUACUUGCUACCCUUCUUUAUUGGUUCAAUUGGAAGCUACCAACUGAAACAAACUUUGGUCAGCAAGAUAUAGAUAUGAACGAAGUAUUUGGACUUGUUGUCACAAAGAAAGAACCUCUUCACCUUAAACCAAUAGCAUUUUUUGUUUAAUCUACUUCCCAACUAUUUUGUGGUUAAAGUGAUUAUAUAUUGUUGUAAUUUUAAUUGUAUUUACUUUAUUAUAAGUUACAUU